CUUUCCAAUUUUGCAGUUCCCUCCCUCCAUCUCCGCCACUCCUUUCUCCGGAUGGCUCUCCAAACCCUAAACCCCGCCUCCGUCUCCCGCGCCCCGCUCCCGCGGCGCCACCCGCCGCUGUCCUUCCCUCACCUCCCUCCCCGCCGCCGCACCGCCGGGCCGCGCGCCAUCGCCGUCGCCGUCUCCGGCGCGGUCAACGAGGCCAGGAGGCGGCCGCCGCACGGGGGCGGGGAUGGGAAGGAGACGGAUCUCGCCACGCUCGGCAACCUCUGCGUCGACGUCGUGCUCAGCGUGCCCUGCCUCCCGCCGGCGCCGCGCGACGAGCGCGAGGCCUACAUGGAGAGCCUGGCCGCCUCGCCGCCCGACCAGAAAUAUUGGGAGGCUGGUGGAAACUGCAACUUGGCCUUUGCGGCAGCUAGGCUAGGGCUGCGCUGUUCUACACUGGGACAUGUAGGAGAGGAAGUUUAUGGAAAGUUUCUCCUUGAUGUGCUUGAGGCGGAGGGGAUUAGUGUCUUUGGGAUGCUUGAAAAUACUGAUACUAGUGCAUGUCGACAUGCCUAUGGGACGCUUCUUUGCUGGGUUCUUGUAGACCCAUUUCAGAAACAUGGAUUUUGCAGCCGUGCAGACUUUAGUAAAGAGCCAGCUUUCAGUUGGAUACAUAAACUUCCAGCAGAAACCAAGACAGCUAUUCGUCACUCUAAAAUAUUGUUUUGCAACGGAUAUGCUUUUGAUGAAUUUCCUCCUGAUGUGAUCGCAUCUGCUAUUGACUGUGCAAUUGAUGCGGGAACAGCAGUAUUCUUCGAUCCCGGGCCUCGUGGAAAAUCUCUCUUACACGGGAACCUGGAUGAACAGAGAGCACUUGAGCACGCUCUGAGGCUCAGUGAUGUUCUCCUUUUGACAUCAGAUGAGGCAGAGUCACUAACAAACAUCAGAAACCCAAUCGAGUCAGGGCAAGAGUUGCUAAGGAGAGGAAUCCACACAAAAUGGGUUGUCAUCAAAAUGGGUUCCAAGGGAUCAAUCAUGAUCACUGGAAGUGCCGUUUCAUGUGCACCUUCUUUUAAGAUUCACGUUGUGGACACAGUUGGAUGCGGAGACAGCUUUACUGCUGCUAUAGCUUUCGGGUUCCUCCACAAUUUGCCGGCAAUUAGCACAUUAACACUAGCAAAUGCAGUGGGUGCUGCAACUGCCACCGGAUGUGGAGCUGGUAGGAAUGUUGCUCGCCUAGAUAAAGUACUACAUCUCUUGAGAGAAUGCGACCUGAACGAGGACAACACAACAUGGAGCGAGCUGGUUGAAGGAUGCUCAGCCUGUCCUGAAGUCUCAAUCCUGUUCGAUGCAGCAACCAAUGGCUUCAAUGACCGCCGCCUUGCGAAUGUUGUUCCUAUUAGGGCCGUGGUUUCCAACCUUCUGUCAAUGUUAGAGGCGGUGCCGGAGCGAAGCACUGUCCAGGCUUAAUGUCGUGCUGAAUAGUAGAUUGCUGUAUUUUUGACACCCGUAUAGAUCCUUUACUGGUUUGUCAUGCUGUUCUCAGGUGAUGAAUGAUAGUUGGAGGCCAUGCUCCAGUCAAAGCUAUCUGUUGAUAAGAAUGUCAGCUUGGAAGCCUUUUAUUUUUGCCCUUGUGUGCGGGAUUUGGAAGUUACUCUCGCAGUGGACCAUCUCACCUUUUGUUCUAACUUGACAAAGAUUUGUCACUAUACAGUGCCUCCUUUAGCUAA
Messenger RNA from Brachypodium distachyon (stiff brome), 1715 nucleotides. RefSeq names its product 2-dehydro-3-deoxygluconokinase. The record is from RefSeq and is a predicted model, not a curated record. The transcript has 5 exons. Bases 52 to 1455 code for a protein of 467 amino acids. NCBI's taxonomy places the organism in Eukaryota, Viridiplantae, Streptophyta, Magnoliopsida, Poales, Poaceae.